Podarcis lilfordi (Lilford's wall lizard) is the source of this 7220-nucleotide messenger RNA. Lineage: Eukaryota; Metazoa; Chordata; Lepidosauria; Squamata; Lacertidae. The record is from the annotation of a GenBank genome assembly.
AUGGCUGCCAAAUUGAAUACCUAUCCAAAGGUACGGUAAAUUCAUGAAGGAGAAGGCUAUGGGUUGCUACUAGCCUCCUUGCCUAUGCCUCUAGAGCUGGAGGCAGCAAUUCUUCUGAACACCAGAUAUGGAAAGAGGAAAGGGCUCCUGUGUUCAGAUCUUGCUUGAAGGUUUCCCACAGGGAACAGGCUUCUGGACUAGAUGUGCCAUUGGCCAGGUCCAACAGACUCUUUUUACGUUCUUAUGUGUAUAUAUGUUUAUAUAUGUGUACAUAUAUUUAUAUCUAUAGAUAGAUACCUUCACAACAUCCCAAUCUCUAAGUGGAGAGUGGUGAGUGAAAGGAUAUACAGUGUAGGUGCCUCACAAGUGAGGGGUUUGUUCCAUAGGCAGUGCAUGUAUGCAGUUUUUUAAAAUGCAAAAUUGUCUAAGACUGAUCAUAAAUGCUGAAUGUUUUGGUUUCAACAGGGAGCGUUUCUGGAAAAACUGGGCAUUUGCCGUAAGCAUAUCUUCCUCAGGGUUAUGUACGAUGCCAUACCAACAAGGAAGGACUCAAAGUUGAUCAGAAAGGACCUUGUUUUUGAUGGGGUGCCUGUGAGGGUGUACUGGCCCAAGACACCAGGUGCUGGGAACAGGAGAGGAAUCAUCUAUCUUCAUGGAGGCUCUGGACUCAUCGGAAGCAUCCGUAAGCUCUUUGGAAUGUUUUUGAAAAGGAUAAUUUGAGGAGGUACUUUAAUGUAAAGGUCUUGAAAUGCUUGCUAUGUGAGGUGUGGAAGUGGUUUGUACUGCUCCUGUAGGCAGCUUAAGUUUUGUGUAGGAUUGGAUUGUGUGGUCAGAAAACAGGCAGAGACCUCUUGUUACAAAGGUGACCAGUUCUGUAUUAAUUCCUAGUAUCACAGUCACUGAAAAAUCCUUAAAAUGUCAAAGAAGGUGUUUCUGCUUCAAGCCCCAAAGGACUUUUAUGUAAGUGCUUCCAGAAGUGAACAGAAAUAACUGGAAAGAAGCCCAGAAAUGUGGGUGGAAGUUUGGUUUUGGUUUUACCCACUGACACUGCUUGAUCUCUGUUACAGAUCAGGAGAGGGUAAAACCACAGAAUGGUUUUUAGGUAGUGAUGCCCCAUUUACAAAGAGUUCAAUGCAACUGAGUUUUUCCCAGAGGAAAUUCAUUAAAAGUUGUUGUUUUCUACAGUCAAGAAGCGCAUCCAAUUUAUGACAUAUAAAUAAAUAAGCAGAUAUAUCCAUCUAUCUCUAUAUUUCAACAGUUUUACUUUCAAUAGAACUAACAUUGGAUUCAACUCACAAUGAUAUCAGUGUUCUUGACCAGGAAAAAUUGUAAUGGAGGGGUUGUGGGGCUUGUGCUUUCUUCCAGAAGUCUAUGAAAAGGUCUGCCGUUUCAUUGCACACCAAAGUGAUUCAGUGGUUAUGAGUGUUGGGUAAGUGGCUUCACUCUCAUUGUAUCAAAAAGGACAUGGAAUGCCUCUCAGUUUCUAACCUUUCCUAGGGAAUAUUAAUUACACUGGUCAACAACAAAUUUGUUGUCUGCGUUUUUUCAGUUGAUUUAGGACGAAUCUGAUGCGCUGAAUCCAAAAAUCACAUUGGUUUUGCUCAAUCAGGUCAAGUUUUUGAGGUAUGGCCACGUCGUUUUUUUACGUUUUUGUUCACGUGUACGCUUGUGUGGAGCAUUUUAGAAGAAGUUGGUGGGGGUAAAAUGCCAUGUCGAAUAAUUGUUUUGAUUGGAAAUGAUUAUUUUAAUGACAAGAAGUAUUCAGGUCCGAUAGUUCUGGGUGAUUAUGUCGAAAAGGGAUUAGUUUGAAGUCAUAAAACCUCGAAAUCUUCCAUAAAUUGGUGUGGCAAAGCAUAAAGUUAUUUUGGUAUUAAACUUGGUGACCAGGAUAAAGCUUGGGCGCCACACAUGGUGUGCAAGGCAUGCACCGAGACUCUACGUGGGUGGACCAAUGGCAAGAGGAGUCUGAACUUUGGAAUUCCCGUGGUUUGGAGGGAGCCGACAAACCAUGUCACUGACUGCUGCUUCUGCGCUGUUGAUGUGACUGGGGUCAACAGAAAGAACCGGAGCAGCCUCAAGUAUCCUGAUCUUCAAUCAGCACGUCAUCCUGUAGCUCAUUGUGAUGAAAUUCCAGUGCCUAUCUUCGGAGAACUUCCUGACAUUAGUGACGAAGAUGCCUCCAGUGUUGAAGGACAUGAAGAAGAAGUGGUUCUUGAAGAUGAUGCUCCACAUCCAUUUUCCCAAAAGGAGUUGAAUGAUCUAGUUCGCAACCCCAGCUUGUCAAAGGACUCUGUCGAACUGUUGGCAUCCAGACUGAAGGAAAAAACCUCCUUUCUGACAGUGCUCACAUCAGCUUCUUUUGCAACAGGCGUCAAGAGCAUCUCCGUAUUUCUCGGAAGAGAAGGACUUGGUGUACUGUGCAGAUAUUGCGCAGCUUCUACUCAAGCUUGGAGUGCCACAGUAUGAACCCAAAGAAUGGAGACUGUUCAUUGACAGCAGCAAGCGAUCACUGAAAUGUGUUCUGCUACACAAUGGCAACCAGUUUGCCUCUAUACCCCUGGAUCACUCGAGUACACUGAAGGAGAACUAUGAAGCGGUGAAGUAUGUGCUGGAGAAAAUUGGUUAUGAUCAGCAUAAGUGGUUUAUUUGUGUUGACCUGAAGAUGGUGAACUUUUUGUUGGGACAACAGUCUGGCUUCACCAAGUACCCAUGUUUUCUGUGCAUGUGGGAUAGUAGGGACCGUGCUCAGCAUUAUACGAAGAAGGACUGGCCUGUGCAGGAGGAAUUCGUGCCUUGCAAAGAAAGGAACGUCAUCAACGACCCUCUGGUGGACAGAGACAGAAUAUUCUUCCCACCGCUGCAUAUCAAGCUCGGCUUAAUCAAGCAGUUCACCAAGGCUCUGGACAAAGAUGGUGACUGCUUCACUUACUUGUGCCAGGCUUUUCCAGGAUUGACCAUGGAGAAGUUGAAAUCUGGCAUCUUUGACGGUCCUCAGAUCCGUCAGCUCAUCAGAGAUCCAGAGUUCGGAAAGUCAAUGAAUGAAGUGGAACUGGAAGCGUGGAAGGCAUUUGUUCUGGUAGUGAAGAACUUUCUUGGCAACACUAAGGCCAGAAACUACGCAGAACUUGUCAACAACAUGCUGACUGCUUUCAGAAACCUGGGCUGCAACAUGAGCGUCAAGAUGCACUACAGUGGUGCCUCGCAAGACGAAAUUAAUCCGUUCCGCGAGUCUCUUCGUCUUGCGGUUUUUUCGUCUUGCGAAGCACGGCUAUUAGCGGCUUAGCGGCUAUUAACGGCUUAGCGGCUAUUAACGGCUUAGCGGCUUUAAGAAAAAGGAAACAAACUUGCAAGAACUCGCAAGACGUUUCAUCUUGCGAAGCAAGCCCAUAGGGAAAUUCGUCUUGCGGAAUGACUCAAAAAACGGAAAACUCUUUUGUCUAGCGAGUUUUUCGUCUUGCGAGGCAUUCGUCUUGCAGGGCACCACUGUACCUAUUUUCACAUAUGGACCGGUUUCCUGAGAACCUGAGUUCAAUGAGUGACGAGCAGGGGGAGAGAUUCCAUCAGGACAUGAAAGAGAUGGAGACCAGGUAUCAGGGUCGCUGGGACGUAGUCAUGAUGGCUGACUACUGUUGGACUCUGAAGAGAGACCUCCCUGCCGCUGAGCAUUCCAGGAGUUCCAAGAAACGGAAGUUCAAGCCCUGAAGUCUGAAAAAUGCUGAAGCAACAUGCAAUUUACGUGUACUUACCUUUAUCAAUGCCCACCAUUCAGUUUACAGUAAUCAAUGUUUCUAUCAGGUAAUCAAUAUAUGUUGUUGGAAAAACAUUUUUUUCUCUUAAAAACAUAUUUAGGAUGAUAUUUGUUGACAAAAAUCAGCUGAUAUAUGCCACAAAAAUGUAAUCGAUUUUGUCACAAGAUCUGAUUUUUUUCAAAUCAACAUAGCACAAAAACCUGACCUGAUGGAAAGAAACGGAUGCCAUUUCCUGAUUCAGCAGGGCAAAAAUACCCUAAAUCAGUUGUAGAAAUCUAGACAACAUUCAAAAAGUAAAAUUGUUGCCCAGUGUUAUAUAUAUAUAUAUAUAUAUAUAUAUAUAUAUAUAUAUAUAUAUAUAUAUUUAUAUGGUACGCAUCUGGCAAGCCCCGGCAACUCAGGGCAGCUCCUGACAAAAAAUUAGUAAAAACACAAUAAAUCAUCAAAGACUAAAAACUUCCCUGAUCAGGGGUGUCUUCAUAUGUAUUUUAAAAUUUACAUAGGUGCUUAUCUCCUUGACAUCUGCUGGGAGGACAUUCUACAGGGUGGGUGCAACUACGGAAAAGGUCCUCUGCCUGGUUCCCUGUAACCUCACCUCUGGCAAUGAGGGAACCACUAGAAGUCCAUUGGAGAUGGAUCUCAGAGUCUGGGUUGGACAAUGGGGGUGGAGACACUCCUUCAGGUAUACUGGGCCCAAGUCGUUUAGGGAUUUAAAGGUCAGCACCAACAUUUUUAAUUGUGCACAGAAACAUAUUGGGAGCCAAUCAGUGGGGUAGCUAGGCAGAAGUGUACGGGGUGACUUGCUGCAGGAAGUACUUACCUUUGGGGGUGGUACACCAGCGCCCCAAGAGCCCAGCACACCUCUAGGAAAGUCAGUGUGGCCAGGGGCUUGGCCCACAGCACACCAGAGCUGCUGUACCCCCCCAGUCACUCUCUGGUGGUUGAGAAAGAAACAAUGGGGAUGUGUUGGCCACACAAGGAGGGCCCCUAGAAGGGACACGUCUCGGGUGCCCUGCAGGCCCAGUGCUGCCCCAAAAAGCAGCAUGGGGGCAGCACACUCCCACCAUGUCCCCCUCAGCUGGUGGGUGCCCAGGAGGGAUGCGCCACCUUGGGCACCCCCAGGCCCAGCACUUCCCGAAAAAGUGCAACCUGCAUGCCCCAUGGAGCUCACUAUGGCGUUGGAGCCAAUGUAGUUCUUUUAGGACCAGAGUUAUAUGGUCCCGACGGCUGCUCCGAGUCACCAGUCUAGCUGCUACAUUCUGGAUUAGUUGUACUUUCCAACUCACUUUCAAAAGUAGCCCCACAUCCAGUGCAUUGCAAUAGUCAAAGCCAGAGAUGACCAGAGCAUGUACCACCCUGGUGAGACAAUGUGCAGGCAGGUACGGUCUCAGCCAGCCUACUACAUGGAGUUGGUAGACAGCUUCCCUGGACACAGACCUGACCUGUGCCCCCAUGGACACCUGUUAGUCCAGAAUGACUCCCAGGCUGUGCACCUGGUCCUUUAGGGGCACAGUUGCCCCACUCAGGACCAGGGAGUCCCCCACACCCACCCAGCCCCUGUCCCCCAGAAACAGUACUUCUGUCUUGUUGGGACUCAAGUUCAAUCGGUGAAAUGCUUUCCAGCUUUAUAAAGUUGUAAACAUAGUGAUUUUGCCAACAUUUAGAAUGGGUGUUCAUUUUUGUAUUUAGAUUUCUAGCUCAAAUCCCUUUGACUUUGAACAUAGUAAGAAAUCUGCUGGAUCAGGCCAAAGGGGACUCAUCUAGUCCAGCAUCAUGUUCUCACAGUGGCAAACCAGAUGCCCGAAUGGGAAACACACAAACAGGAUCUGAGCAGAAGAGCUCUCUCCCCAGUUCGUUUCCAACUACUGCCUCUCAUAGUGGCGGUAGCACAUCAUCCUUGUGACUAGUAUCCAUUGGUAUUAGCAAUUGCUAGGAGUCUUGCCAACCUGAUCAGGUGAGCUGUGGAUGGAGGACAGGUAGAUACCUAGUAGUGGGAUUAAAAAUUCACUGAUGCACAGGAUGCUGGGCAGUGCUACAGGAACCUGUUAAUGUGACUCAUUUACAGUUGUGGUUUUUAACACUCAAAAUGACUUUUAAAUGGGUUAGGCCAUCCAGUUGGAGAACUUAAACAAUGUGCCAUUGAAACAUGACACCAGAGGGCAGUGCAGAGUCAUCCCUGUCAAAUAAUUGGGUAUAUAUUGUAGAAAAGGAUGCGAAGGAGAAACCAAAUGCCUUUACAUUUUAGAAUGAUAUUAAAAUAUCUGGAUCUACACUCACUUUCUAAGAACACUUAAAAAGUGAGUGUAGAUCCAGAUAUGGACAGGGGAAAACAAGAAGGAAGCAGCUGGAGGGGAGAAAAUGGUGUGUGGCUAUGUGUAGGAACAAGUGUAGAUUUCCAAAGGGAAAGUUUGCAUUUGCUUUUUAUUUUUGUCUCAGGCCCCCAUAGGGUUGCACAGAAAGGAAUGUGGCCCUAGGGGUGAAAAAGAUUCCCAACACUUGCAAUAUGUAAUGCAGGCAAACGGUCCUUUUCUGUGAAGUGUAUGAUGUUGAGUGUGGGUGAUAUCUUGUUUUCUUUUUAGAUUUCGUUUAGCUCCUGAGCAUCCCUAUCCAGUCCCUGUGCUGGACUGUUUAACUGCUUCAAUACACUUUCUGAAGAAUGCAGAGGAAUACGGAGUGGACCCCAGCUGCAUUGCCAUUGCUGGGGACAGUAGUGGAGGCACAUAUGCUGCAGCUAUUUGUCAAGAACUGGUGACCAGAAAGGACCUCCCAAGACUGCGAGCUCAGGUCCUGAUCUACCCAUUUCUACAAGCAGUGGACUUUGAUUUGCCAUCCUAUCAGCAAAACCAAUCAGUUCCUCCCUUGUUCAGGAAACGAGUUGUUAAAUUUGGUUCGACAUAUAUUACUGGGAAGGAGAUCAAUGUGGACCCAGUUAUAAAAGGUGCCCACAUCCCUCCUGAUUUGAGGGAGAAAUACCGAAAAUGGAUCAGUGCUGAUAACAUUCCAGAAGAAUUUAAGGCCAGGGGCUAUGUCCCUAAUGCUCCUGCCCCAUUUUCAGAAGAAAUUUAUGAACAACACAAAAGAGGUCUUGAGGUAAUGUUUGCCCCCCUUCUAGCAGAGGAUGACAUAAUCCGCCAGCUCCCAGAGACUUUCCUUCUAACCUGUGAAUAUGAUGUUCUCCGGGAUGAUGGGCUGUUGUACAAGAAGCGGUUAGAGGACAACGGUGUGCCCGUGACACAUCAUCAUCUUCCAGAUGCAGGCCAUGCAGGACUUAGCAUUUUUGGUUGGGGGCCAUUUGAAUUUCCGAGCUCAAAGAAAUGUUUGCAGCUUAUGGUACAGUUCUUAAAAGUUUUGUAGAAAUAAAUGACCGUCUUUGUCACUUCCUGGAUCAGAUCAUUGGCCCACUUCAUCCAGCAUCCUGUUCUCACAGUGACCAAGCAGAGGCCUCUUGAGAUGCCAGCAAACAGUACCUAG